AGCGCCGGGUGAUCGUUAACCGCCUUUGCUUCCGCCGCCGGAGGACGCUCUGUCGGCCCGGCUCUGCCCCGAGCGAGCGGUGCGGGAGGUGGCGAGUCCCGCUCGUGGGUGGGGACGAGGGGCCGGCGCAGCCGCCAGCGGCCACCCCGCCCCUCUCCCCGCGGCCUGGGGCCUGCGCGACCGCCCCGCUGCGGGGCCUGGCGUCGGGCUCACCGCUGCUCCCGCCCCGCGCAGCGCCGACUGCGCUCCCGGCCGCGACCCCGCACGCCUCCCCCCGGAGCAUCGGGAGAAUCGCCCGACGGGACCGGGUGGGGGCUUCGCUCUGAGUUAGUCCCGGAGCCGCGUCAGCCCCUGCGAGGCCUCUGCCUCCGUCAGUGCAUUUGUGUUCCCAGCAGCUCGUUAUUUCUGUGGCAACAACUCCUUUUCCGAGACAAGACUCCAAGGUUCUCCUGAGUCAGCUCCAAAUAGAGGGCGAAUCUGAAGAUCGGCCCGGAAUGGCCACAGCCCCGGCCCCCGAGGGACAGCCGGGACCUGCGCUCGAGGCGGCGGAGGCGCGCGGCUGGGGCUGGGGCUGGGGCCGCGCCGCACCGAUGCCCACGCUGCGCGGGCGGGAGCGCUACCGGCGCCUCUUCCGGAAGCUCAGCUACCAGGACGCGCCGGGGCCCCGGGAAGCCCUGACCCGGCUCCGCGAGCUCUGCCGGCUGUGGCUGCGGCCGGAGCACCACACGAAGGAGCAGAUGUUGGACCUGCUGGUGCUGGAGCAGUUCCUGAGCAUCCUGCCCGGGGACCUGCGGGUGUGGGUGCAGGGGCACCAUCCCGAGACCGGGGCGCAGGCGGUGGCUGUGCUGGAGGAUCUGGAGAGGGAGCUCGAUGAGCCUCCAGAGCCGGUGGCGAGGGAGCGGCCGGCAGAGGUCCUGGCCAAGUCAGAAAUACAGGACACACUUCUGGACAAGUUGGCCCCCUUGGGACAGCCACAUGAGUCCCUGGCUGUCCAGCUCUACCCUGAGAAGAUCCAGCAGGAGCCCCAAAGGAAUGGUGAUAAAACCAGAACUGAGACUGAAGAGUUGUUCCAAAAGGAAGAUAUUGCAAAGGACAUGGAAUUCCUUAGGAAGGCAAAUAACAGACUGAACAAAGUCCUUCCUCAACAUCCCGAAUCCAAAAAUGCAACUGAAAGUGAGGGCAGGUUAGAGAGGCGGCCAAGCGAAAGAAGACCCUGUAAGUGUGAUGACUGUGGGAAAAGUUUUAGUUACAACUCAGCCCUUAGCAAGCACAGGAGAACUCACACUGGAGAAAAACCCUAUAAAUGUAACGAAUGUGGAAAAGCCUUCAAUCAACGCUCACAUCUCAUCGGACAUCACAGAGUGCAUACUGGAGUGAAACCCUAUAAAUGUGAAGAAUGUGGAAAAGAUUUUAGUGGACGCUCAGGUCUUAUUCAGCAUCAGAGAAUCCACACAGGUGAAAAACCCUAUGAAUGCUAUGAGUGUGGGAGGCCUUUUCGGGUAAGUUCAGCCCUUAUUCGACAUCAAAGAGUUCAUGCAGCAAAAGAGCUCUACUAAUAAGGGGUCAGUAACAACAGUUCCUUAGCUGUCCAGACCUAAUUAGGGACCUUAUAAGUACCCUGAAUGUAGGCAAAGCUUCCAUCAUCAAAAAUUUCUCUGGUAUCACAGAACCUGAAUAAAAUUUGCUUUUAUUUCUAAA
Myotis myotis is the source of this 1698-nucleotide messenger RNA. It is a transcript of the gene ZSCAN16, whose product is annotated as zinc finger and SCAN domain containing 16. Gene Ontology annotation, biological process: regulation of transcription by RNA polymerase II. Gene Ontology annotation, molecular function: RNA polymerase II cis-regulatory region sequence-specific DNA binding; DNA-binding transcription factor activity, RNA polymerase II-specific. The transcript has 3 exons. The record is from RefSeq and is a predicted model, not a curated record. Bases 495 to 1556 code for a protein of 353 amino acids. Lineage: Eukaryota; Metazoa; Chordata; Mammalia; Chiroptera; Vespertilionidae.